UUUGUAGUGCAUAGAGUGGAACGUUUCAUCAUAUAAUCAUAAGCAAUUCGGUGGCGAAAACAACGGAACAGCAAUCGCAACAUGUACGGCGGCGCCUCCUCCAAGCUCGGCCGCGGCGCUCCGAACCGCCGCCACUCCUCCUUCCCCCCUCCGCCGCCGAACCGUCCCUCCGCCCCUGCCGGCCGCCUCUCCAUGGGCGCCUCCUCCCGCAACGCCGCGAAGGAGACGGCGGCGCCGGCGGCUGAGGAGACCUUCCGCCUUACCUCCGGCAGCAACUCGCUGGCGUUUUCCAUGAUCAUACGGCUCGCGCCCGACCUCGUUGAGGAGAUCAGGCGCGUGGAGGCGCAGGGCGGCACCGCGCGUAUGAAGUUCGGCCCCAAUCCUCACAAUCCCAUCGGAAACAUUAUUGAUGUUGGUGGGAAGGAGUACAAAUUCACGUGGUCAAGGGAAUUGGGUGAUCUCUGUGAUAUUUACGAAGAGUGCCGAAGUGGCGAAGAUGGAAAUGGUUUGCUUGUUGAGUCUGGGUGUGCCUGGCGAAAGCUGAAUGUGCAGCGUAUCUUAGAUGAGUCCACCAAAAAUCAUGUCAAAAGGCGGUCAGAGGAAGCUGAACGCAAGAUGAAGUCUCGCAAAGCCAUUGUCUUAGAGCCAGGGAACCCAUCUAUGAAGAGUCAGCUAAAGGCAUUAGCAGCUGUUGAGGCUACACCAUGGAAGAAUUUCAAUAAAAAGAAAGAGGCUGCCCUUAAGAAAAGGAAAGAGGGAACACUUCAAGUUGUCGGACCCCCAAAAUCUUCCCAUAGAUCUGGAUUGACUUCAACAAAUGCUGCCACCAAGGGCAGACAUUCCUCUCCUCUUCCAUCCCAACCAGAUCCUUUUGCUGCUUCAUCUUCUCCACUGGGACCUUUAAAUAUGUCCAAGAGCCUUGAGGAUGCUGUCCCAUCACAAAUGACAGGCAAGCAAGAUACUAAUGCUGUCUCUGAGAGAGAAAUCCCUUCCAGGACAAACAUUGCCACGAGGAACACACCGGGAGGCAAGGGAAAUAGUGGGUCUAAACCAGCUGAUUUGCAGGGCAUGUUAGUUUCUCUUCUAAAGGACAAACCUAAUGGAAUGACUUUGAAGGCCUUGGAGAAAGCUGUUGGAGACACAUUUCCAACUUCCAUAAAGAAAAUUGAGCCAAUUAUAAAAAAAAUUGCAAAAUAUCAGGCUCCAGGAAGGUAUAUUAUGAGACCAGCAGUAGAUUUGGAAAGUUUAAAUAAACCUCAAACUGAAAGCGGAAGUUCUCCUGAUGACAAUCACAGCCAGAUACCUGCUCGUGAAGAGUUUCAUGAUCAGGCAUCAGCUCCACAGGAAAGAUCUGAAGAGAAAGCCCCAAAUGUUGAUUUGGAGGAAAUGGUCAAAGUAAAAUCCAAAGUAGAAGAAGAACCAAACAAUUGUGAAAAAAUUGAUGCCCAACAUACUUCUCCUGAUAUGGUUGCUGACAAAAAAGGUUCUGAUCAUAGUGAAGGGCAGGCAGGCACCUCCAGUGAUAGUGGAAGUGACAGUGACAGUGAAAGUGACAGCAGUGACAGUGGAAGUGAUAGUGGAAGCCACAGUAGGAGUAGAAGUAGAAGUCCUGCCGGAACAGGGAGUGCGAGUAGUAGUGAUAGUGAAAGUGAUGUAUCAUCGAGCAGCAAGGAGGGACUGGAGGGAUCUGAUGAGGAUGUAGAUAUUAUGACUAGUGAUGAUGAAAAAGAGUCAAAACAAAAAAUAGAAGCCUCUGAUCAAAAGAUGCCCUUACCCAAUCCUGUAAUAUCUCCUGAGCGAAGAUCAAUUCAGAAUGAGGUUGGUGAGAAGCAAGAUGGUAAUGAAUCUGAUGCAGUUGAAAUUGAAAAGGACUUACCUGAGGAUCAGGAGGCUGAGAUGGCUCUAGAUACGGCUAUCAUUUCUAAUAGAGGUGGAGAAUAUGUAGAAGAGACAAGGCCGUUUUCACUUGACUAUCAACAGCUCCAGGAACGCCAAAAUUAUAUAGGGAGUUUGUUUGAUGAAAGAGAAAAUGAAGUUAAAGAUAGCUCUAAGCAUGAACAGUCUGACAGCUCUGAUAGGUUAUAUAAAGGUAAACACAAGAGAGGUUCUGAUAUGAAGAAUAUUGAUGAGAAAUCAGAAGGUGCAAAGAGGUUGAAAGCAGGAAGCUUGAGCCGUGAACCAUUUUCUCCCAGUAUGGAUGUGCAGACACUCGAGAAUUCUCAGAACUUAUCUCCUGAUGAAUUUACUGAAGACAUCUGUAAGGGACCUAAUGUACAAAUGCCAAACAGAGCUGAUAGACCAGGGAAUUCAAGUGUUAGCUUACCCAAAGAACCCAAUCGAGCAUUUCCUGGAAAAUCUAGUUCAGAACAAACAGGUCGAAGAUCCAUAGAUCAAACCAUUUCAGAAUACCCUUCCUAUCCAUCGGAAAAAUCAGAUAAACAGGGUGAAAGCAUAAGGCAUGGCAAAAAACACUCAGGAAAGGACUUCCGUGCUCGUGAAGCCUCUGUGCACAAAGAUAAAUCUCAUAGAGAUGGCUUGAAUGAGGAUAUUCAUGCCACUGAGAAAAAAGCCCCCAGGAAUUCCAGGGAUGAUAAUAGAAGUAAACAGUCACUAUCCAUGGAUUCUUAUUACCAAAAACAAGGUGAAACGGUUGGUAAAUUAAAAGAAGGCCGACAAAGUACACAGUCACACUUCGGAGCAUCACCUAAGGACAAAAAUAGAAUUGGUCUUAAUCAAUCCCCUGUAACUAAUGGGCGAGGUAUCUCUCUUCAAAGAGAGCUUUCAGACUUGGAGUUGGGUGAACUCCGUGAGUCCACUCCAGAUGAAACUCACAUAACAAAGCAAUUUGAACGUAAAGGUUCAUUUAAACAUUUGGAGGACAGAGUAAACACUUCAGAGGAGAGGAAUCCAGAUGUUACUAAAGUAAAACCUUCAUUGAAAGCAACUUCAGAUUCAGGAAAGCCAGCCUCAGCAUUUGUAAAUUCUGGUUUUCCCAGUAAUUUGGACAGUUCUAAUAAAAAGAACUCAGAUAAUCAUUUUGAAGAUUCAACAAAAUCUCGUUCUAGAGUUGCACAGAUUCAUUCACAAUAUUCAAAAGCAGAUCAUGCAGAAGAAGGAUCUCAAAACAAAUUGGCAGAAAUAAGCAGUAAAUUUAGAAAUAAUGAAUCUGGGACCGGCCAAGAUAUUGACUUGGAAAUUCGCAAUGAAAGCAAUAGAAGAGUGCCUGCACAUGCAUCUAAACAAGACAGUAAACGGGGAAUGGUUUCCUACCCUAUGAAAGAAAGUAAAAGACAAACACCUAAUUCAGUAGAAGUGAUGGCUUAUGGAGGAAAGGAUUCUGUGUUUGCAGAUAGAAAUCAUGGUGAUCAAAAGAAGAGAGAAUCAUCUUCAGACGAAAAUAGUUGCUCUUAUUCGAAGUAUGAAAAGGAUGAACCUGAAUUGAGGGGACCGAUUGGGACUCUUUCACAAUAUCAAGAAUAUAUGCAGGAGUAUCGUGAUAAAUUUGAUAGUUACUGCUCCUUGUACAAGAUUUUGGAGAAUUACAAGGACAAGUUUCAGAAACUAGGCAAGGAUUUAGAAUAUGCUAAAGACAGGGAUAUGGAUAGGUAUUAUGAAAUCUUGCAGCAGAUGAGGGAAUCCUAUCGACACUGUGCACCGAGACACAAGAGAUUGAAGAAAAUAUUUGUAGUUCUUCAUAUGGAAGUGGAGACAAUUAAGCAAAGGAUCAAAGACUUUGCAGAAGCGUUUAAUAAAUGAUAAAAAUACAGGAGCCUUAUUGACUAUUAUGGUUUAGAAUUUUUGGGUGAUACAUGAUGUGCAGUUGAGUAGAUGAAUUUUUGUGUAAGUUGGAUGUAUACUAGCUUUUGGUACUAUUUAUUGGUAGAGCCGUAUACUUGUGUAUAAAUGAAAUUUUGUCUUGCUUUCUCGUAUAGUUCUGGCAUAUUUUUUGUUU
Messenger RNA from Cajanus cajan (pigeon pea), 3952 nucleotides. RefSeq names its product dentin sialophosphoprotein-like protein. NCBI's taxonomy places the organism in Eukaryota, Viridiplantae, Streptophyta, Magnoliopsida, Fabales, Fabaceae. The record is from RefSeq and is a predicted model, not a curated record.